AUGCCCUUACCAAACACUAAUGUUUUGACACAACAACCUCAACCACCUCAUGCUGGAAGAAUAACUUUCCGUGAUAUUUGUAAUUUAUUUUGUUGUCCACCUUUUCCAUCAUCUAUUGUCUCCAAGUUGGCAUUUAUGCCUCCAACACCUAGUUAUAAAAUUAUUUCUAAUCCUGAUAAUGAUGAGACAACAUUUGAGUUAAUUGAAAGAAGAGCUGAAUGGCCUCAUGGGAGGAAAAAUAAGAUUGCAUGUGUAUACAUUAAUGCUGUUCCUGAUGCCUAUUUUACGAUUUUAUAUUCUCAUGGAAAUGCUGUUGAUAUUGGGCAAAUGACUUCAUUUUAUUAUGGAUUAGCUUAUAGACUUGGGUGUAAUAUCAUUAGUUAUGAUUAUUCUGGAUACGGAUGUUCUUCUGGUAAACCAUCAGAAAAAAAUAUUUAUGCUGAUAUUAGUGCAGCAUUAGAUGAAUUAAAAAAUCGAUUUAAUGUACCUCCAGAACGUGUUAUAUUAUAUGGUCAGUCUAUUGGAACAGUUCCUAGUGUUGAUUUGGCAUCUAGUAAUGAUAAAAUUGCUGCUUUAAUAUUACAUUCUCCUUUAAUGUCGGGGUUAAGAGUAGCGUUUCCGGGUACACAACGUACAUGGUGUUGCGAUGCCUUUCCUUCUGUCGAAAAAAUACCAAAUGUCAAUUGCCCUACACUAAUUAUUCAUGGAACAGAUGAUGAAGUUAUUGAUUUUUCACAUGGAUUAACAUUAUAUGAAAGAUGUCCAUCAACUGUAGAACCUUUAUGGGUUACUGGGGCAGGUCAUAAUGACAUCGAAUUACACUCUGCAUAUCUUGAUCGUCUUCGCCAAUUUAUUGAAGGUGAAGCAAUUCGAGCAGCUAAAGAACAGUCUGCUGCUGCAGCUGCUGGUACGAAUUCACAAUAG
Molecule: messenger RNA, 924 nt
Organism: Strongyloides ratti
Lineage: Eukaryota; Metazoa; Nematoda; Chromadorea; Rhabditida; Strongyloididae
Exons: 5
Coding region: 1-924 (307 amino acids)
Biological process (GO): protein depalmitoylation
Cellular component (GO): endosome membrane; plasma membrane
Molecular function (GO): palmitoyl-(protein) hydrolase activity
Source: RefSeq, a predicted model, not a curated record